This is a messenger RNA of Parus major (Great Tit), 4413 nucleotides long. RefSeq names its product mitochondrial antiviral signaling protein (gene MAVS). NCBI's taxonomy places the organism in Eukaryota, Metazoa, Chordata, Aves, Passeriformes, Paridae. The transcript has 7 exons. The coding region runs from base 140 to 2035 and encodes 631 amino acids. The record is from RefSeq and is a predicted model, not a curated record.
AGGGGGCACCGGGGCCGCGCCGACCCCCGUGGCCGCCACAACCCCGGCCGCCACCCCCGGCCGCUCUGCCAGGGGGAUCUGCGAGCGGAGAACCUCCCGGAGCUCCCCCGGCGGCUGAAGGUCGCGGUGCUGAGCCAGGAUGGGUUUGGCUGAAGACAAAGUGUACACCCAUAUUACAAGAAACCUCAAGAAGUUUGGGACUAUCCGAGUGUCAUCUCUGGCCGAUUCCCUGACCUGCCUGGUCGAUUCUGACAGAGAUGAGCUCCUCGCCCGGGAGGAAACACGGGGCAACCAGGCAGCUGUCUUUAGGUUUUAUCAGCACCUGAGGUGCCGGAAGGGCUGGGUGCAGGAUCUCAUCCAGGCGCUGCACCAGAACAACGCGGGGCACUUGGCUGAUGAGCUGCAGGAAGUCUAUGACACCUGGCAACCUCGACCUCGUUCCUCAGCUCCUGCUGCUGCCUCCUCCCUUGAGGAUGCCCGUUCCACUGGCUCCUCCCUCAGUGCCCAGACACCAUCCCGGGGGCGAUGUUCUGACCCGUUGGCUGGGCAGCCACGCAGAGAUGUGCCCAUUGGUGACCAUCCACCCGUCCUGCCCAGUGCUGCCACCACCACGGGCCUGGAGGCCAGACUCCCAGUGCAGGAAUCGCUCCCCAAAAAACUCCCGGAGCAAGAGAGUCCCCAGCCAAUUCCACCUGGGAGCAAAGUCCAUGGCGGAGUGAGCGGUGGGCACAGCGGAGGAGGGAAUCUCUCGCACCCCACCGGGGCCGUGCCGGUGCCAGCGGGGACACCAGGGGUGGCUGUGCCAUCGGCUGUGUCCCCAGAGCAGGGCCGGGACUGGCUGAGCCGCCGGCCAGUGUGUGUGGACAAUGGGUUUUUUGGGAAUGCCAACCACCUGCACCGCGGCACACCGGGCCUGGCCCUGGGCAGGUCUGUUCCAUUGAGGGAUGCAGGUGCCACUCACAGCCCCGGGCAGCCCAGGAACGAGCCUGAAGAGAACUCGGAUAUCUCCACCGAGUCACCGUCAAGGCUUGGGGGGGCCACCCGUGGUGUGGGGCAGCAGCCCCCAAACUCGGUGCCAAAAAAGCAGCCUGUGCCAAGCUCUGGGCACAGUGAGCCCACGAGCAGCUUUGUGGAUGUGCGCAGCCCCCUCCUCAUACAGGAGCAGUUUGAUGCGGAGAAGAAGCGCUCCGGGAUGCUGCGAGAGCACACAGGGAGUGCAGGUGCUUUGAUGGAAACAACUACCCUGGGUGCUACCCCUGUGCCCAGAGACAUUUUCCCAUCCCGUGACACCUCUGUCAAGUCUCUUACGCAAGAGAAGAAACUGUCAUUUGGGAAUACAGCCAGCAGCAGCCCCUCUGUGCCAGCAAAGGAGAAAGUGCUCCCGGCCUCGGCAAACCCUUUCCUGGGCACAGCUUUGGUAGGAGGCUCCGAAGGCAUGGCUGGGAGAUCGGCUCCCCGGGUGAGCUCUGCCAUGAGCAUCUGGGCAUCUCAUCGUGAUGAGGAGAAGGAGGAGGAGCUCGGCAAGCCGGGUGUCCUCAUGUCCGUGCCUCAGGGCAGCCCAGAGGUGGCCAGCAGGUGCCUGAGCUCUCAGGAGCCCAGCAAGCCCUGUUCCACCACCUCCAGUAGCCUUGGCCUCAGCAGCGACCCAAUCCUGGUGAGCAGGGAUAGCCUGAGCUCAGGGGGAACAUUCCCAAGGGUCUCCUCAGUUCAUGCAGACCCCAGAGAAAAGGAGGCAUCUGGAGCAAGCAGAGACUCCAGUCUUGCUCCGAGCUGGGACAGCACCUCCAUGGGCACCCACGAGGUCCGUGUGGAUCAUCACCCCAGCAUCCAGCUUGGAGCUGGCAGCGACGGAGUCAGUCCCCUUGGAAGCUCCAUGAAUUUCAAUUCUGGCAGUGGCCAUGACCCUGCCACCAGAUCACCUCCAGCCAGAGUUGCAAAGAGGGACAGCGGUGGCUUGUCCCUGCUGUACGUCCUUCCAGCUGUCGGUGUCAUUUCUGCCGUGGCGUUCGCGGUGUACGCUCGGCUGCGGAAAUAACGGAUGGGACACCACGACCGUGACACAGCCGGGGGGAUUUCUCUGGCAACAGGAUUUUGGUCAACGCAUUUGAAGCCUGAAGAGUAGCAGGGGGCAGUAGGGGCAUUGUUAAAUCUUUUUCUGGAAGGUUCUGCUGGAAGAGGCCUUGGUACAUGAUGCUGUUGGGUUUGGGUCUGUUCCCUCCCAUUUCUCAACCAUCUUCUUGACUGUAGCUUUCUCCUUCUACACUCCCAGAGGAGAGGAUCUCACACCAAAAUGUGAGUGAUCCACUGAGUCAAAAAGCAAAGCACUCAUGGUGGUUCUCCAUGUCUUCCGUGUUUGGUCCCAGGAAGCCUCAGGGAAACAUAUCCUGGUGAUCCAAAGGGUGACCUCCAGGUCCCUUUGUGCAGUGCAGCCAGGAGAGGUUGUGCAGAUAUCCUGUGACAGCAGAGCUGAUUUUCUUGGCUCUGCUCAUCUUGGCUUGAAAAUGUGCCCAAGGAUGGGUGCUGCAGCCUCCACUGGAUGUCUCAUGUUCAGUUUGCCUUACUUGGUGUCUCUGGCUCUCCUCCUCCUUCUGGGAUUGCUUCAUGUAGUACUGACCCUGGGGAUAAACAUGAGGGUCAGGAAAGAGCUGCAUCAUACCAGCGUUAUCAAGGAUCAGCCUCAUUUCACUCUGUUCAGGCAGGAAAAGGGGUUUCUGAUUUAAGAGGAAUAUUUCAGGUAUUGACAACUUUAAGCAGACUUGGUCCCACAAAAGGUUGUUGGGUGUCUUUGAAUUUGAGGCUGGAUUUUUGCAGCUUGGUUGGAAGGGUAGUUGUAGUUCUUGCCCUUCCUGAUACCUGAUGCUAUGGGGUAGGGGUAUAGGAACCUUCUGCCCAGGCUGGGACACAAACAGGAUCGACUCCACCCUGCAGGGAGGCCAUACCAGAGUCUGAGAUGCUCUGGGCUAUGGGGAGACCUUGUAGCACCUUCCAGUGUCUAAAGGGCUUGGAACAAACUGGUCUUGUGGCAGAGGGCUGGGAUGAGAUGCUUGUUAAUGGCCCUUCCAACACAAACCAUUCUGUGGUUCUAAAAUGCAGUAAAGCAGUGAAGAAGAAACAGCCUGGAGUAGUUACAUUGCUCCAGGUUGCUCCAAGCCCCAUCCAACUUGGCCUUAACUCUUCCAGGGAUGGGGCAGUUACAGCUUCUCUGGGAAACAUAUGUCAGUGUUUCACCACCCUCACAGGGAGGAAUUUCUUCCCAGUAUUCCAUCUAUCCCUGCCCUCUGACAGUGGGAAGCCAUUCCCCUUUGUCCAGGUUGUUGCCCAAAGUCCCUGAAGCUCUCUUGGAGCCCAUUUAGGUACUGGAGGCUGCUGGAAGGUCUCGUCAGAGUCUUCUCCAGGCUGAGCACUCCCAGCUCCCUCAGCCUGGCUCCAGAGCAGAGCCAGGAGAGUUUCAGCCCUCAGAAUUUCUUGCUUCAGCAACUCCACAUCCUUCUUACGUUGGGGCUGCAGAGCUGGACACAGCACUGCAAGUUGGGUCUCACCUGAGCAGAGCAAAAGAGCAGAAUCACUUCCCUCAUCCCUCUGUGUCCAGUAACUUGUUCAUCCUGAAUUCCUGCCAUCAGCACAGCUUCCCAAAAUCUGCUCUUCCUGCUGGCAGGGAGCAGGAGGGAGCUCAGCCCUCUCAGGCCAAUGGGGCAAAGUGCAGCCAUCACACCCAGAGCUUGGCCUGUGGAGGGAAAGGUCCAUCAGCCCUGAAUGGCUGAUGCUUCUCCCUCACAAUACUUCCCUUCUGCCCAAAAAUCCAAGAAGUGCCUCCAUAAAACUAAGAAAAAACAAUAUAUGCAGGAGGGAGGUGUUGAUUUUGGUGUGUCAGGGCUGCCUUCCAGAAGAGCCUGAGGUGUUUAUUCCUUGCAUGGUGCUGAAGGAAGAAGGGACAGUCCUUUAAACACAUUCAGCCCCCUCUGCCAGGAGAGGGAAUGUGGGGGCUGCUCUUCCCAUUAAAGAUAAAAUGGUUAUCACUCCCUAACACGAGGGACAGGAAGGGACUUGCUUUCUCUGCACUUUCUGUAAUUCAGGGGAGAUCCUAAACCAGCCGCAUCCAUACCAAGGCCCUCUUCUCUGAUGCUUUACUUGCCUGUGAAAUUCUUCCCAUGUUUUUCCAUAUAUUUAAGCAACAGCUUGUGCGCUUUGCCUUUUCAUGUCGGAUUUCUCUUGUGAAACAGCUGGUUUGUCACCACCUCAGACUGGGGAAAGCACACGUUCAGAUUGCUGCUGUGACGUGCCGGGAUUUUCACAGUUGAUACGUAGCACUUUAAAGCCUCAUUGGCAGGAGAUGGUGCAGCAGGGAGCUGCACAUCUUUUACUAACAGGCUAAAAAGCCUUUUACUAACUAUAAUAAAUUGGUUUGAUGCUUCA